AUGCCAAAUCACAGAUUGAAGUUUAAGUUAGGUGUUCCUGUCAUUGUGCUUCGAAAUUUAGAUAUUUCUAUUGGUCUUUGCAAUGAUACUCGAUUAAUAGUUACAAAAUUGGGUGCAACUUUUAUUGGUGCGGAGGUUGUAAACGGGCCACAUAAUGGGGAAAAAGUAUCUAUACAUCGGAUGACUUUAGAGCCACCUUCUAGUGCAUGCAUCAUUUUUCAGAGACGUCAAUUUCCUCUUUGUGUAUGUUUUGCAAUGACUAUCAAUAAAAGUCAAGGACAAACUUUGUCAAAUGUUGGUGUUUAUUUACCUAUACCAGUUAGGGUUGGAACAGGUCAGGCCAGGCCUUGA
Trifolium pratense (red clover) is the source of this 351-nucleotide messenger RNA. RefSeq names its product ATP-dependent DNA helicase PIF1-like. The transcript has a single exon. The record is from RefSeq and is a predicted model, not a curated record. The coding region runs from base 1 to 351 and encodes 116 amino acids. Lineage: Eukaryota; Viridiplantae; Streptophyta; Magnoliopsida; Fabales; Fabaceae.